AGACAUUUCAUCAUCGCCUGAUUAGCAACCAGCAUCCACCACCUGGACCACCGACUACUACUAUUUUCAAAACAACAACAACAACCAUCACACAUACACCAACAACAACAGCAACCAUGUACUCUUCAUAUGGUUCUUACAGCUCUUCGGCUUCUUCCAGCCGAUCCUCUUCCUACGGCAGCUCGUACUCCAGCAUCUCGAGGCCGAUGGACAUUUCCCCGAUCAACAUCUCUUCUUCCGGAGCCGAUGCCUCGUGUGCUUUCCCCUCGUGGCCCCGCCGCACCUCGCUCUGCGAAUCCGAGUCUGACUACGAGCGCCCGACUUCCUUCCUUUCCGAUGAGGACUUGAUGGGCGAUGUUUUCGACGACGAUGUGCGCAGUGUUUCCAGCAGCGGCAGCUCGCCCAUGCACUCUCCUCCCAAGGCGCCCUUCAUGACCGAGGCCGAGAUCCUUGAGAUGCAGCGUGAGCAGGCCGCCUACCAGCGCGAGAUGGUCAGCUUGCUCGUCAGGGAGAAGGAGAGGCGCAAGGCCCAGGCCAAGCGUCAACGCAGCGCCGGCAAGGCUUCUUCCAAGAAGAGCACCAAGAGCAAGCUCAGCGCCAUGACUCCCAUCGCCGAGUCUGAGUAAAAAGGGCAACACGAUAUCGGAUGCACGAUGCAGCCUGUGCCGUGGCGAUUGCAACCUCAUCUUUUAUUGAUACCCCGUUUCUGGCUUUUUGACCGCUUUCAUUUUCUUCUUCUGCAAUCACCAGCAUCAGCAUCAGCAUCGUCGGCAUUUUUUUUUUUCCCAUCAACACCACCAUCAUCAUCGUCAAACCCCCACGGGAAAACGGC
Molecule: messenger RNA, 832 nt
Organism: Neurospora crassa OR74A
Lineage: Eukaryota; Fungi; Ascomycota; Sordariomycetes; Sordariales; Sordariaceae
Exons: 2
Coding region: 117-626 (169 amino acids)
Source: RefSeq, a predicted model, not a curated record